CUUGGCUGAUAAAAGAUACAUGGGACAUAUAAACCAUUAGAGAUCAAAAAGAAACAUUGCAAGAACUGUACAGGAUUAACCUGAUUGCACAGCCAUGGAAGGGGAUUGUUUGAGCUGCAUGAAGUACCUGAUGUUUGUCUUUAAUUUCUUCAUAUUUCUGGGUGGCACAUGUCUACUAGGAGUUGGAAUCUGGGUCAUAGUGGAUCCCACUGGAUUUCGAGAGAUAGUGGCUACUAAUCCUCUGCUGUUCACUGGGGCAUACAUCAUGCUGGCCAUGGGAGCAAUGCUCUUCCUGCUGGGCUUCCUUGGGUGCUGUGGAGCCAUCCGUGAGAACAAAUGCCUGCUCCUCUUUUUCUUCAUGUUUAUUUUGCUAAUCUUCCUGGCAGAACUCUCAGCUGCAAUCCUGGCUUUUAUCUUUAGGGAAAAUCUGACCCGAGAGUUCUUUACCAAGGAGCUAAAGAAGCACUAUCAGGGGAACAAUGAGUCGGAUAUCUUCUCUUCCACCUGGAACUCCGUCAUGAUCACAUUUGGCUGCUGUGGUGUCAAUGGUCCAGAAGAUUUUAAAUCUGCUCCACGUUUUCAACUUCUGUAUUCACACGAUGCAUUCCCUGAAGCUUGCUGCCGACGGGAGAUCCAGUCCCGAGAUGGAGUGUUUGUCAGCAAGGAAAAUUGUCUCAUGGGAAAGGAAAUAUACCAAAACCGGCAGGGCUGCUACACUGUGAUUCUGAACUCUUUUGAGACAUAUGUAUACCUUGCAGGAGCACUUGCCAUUGGUGUUUUAGCCAUAGAGCUGUUUGCAAUGAUCUUUGCCAUGUGCCUCUUUCGGGGAAUCCAGUAA
Messenger RNA from Gekko japonicus, 838 nucleotides. It is a transcript of the gene TSPAN18, whose product is annotated as tetraspanin 18. The record is from RefSeq and is a predicted model, not a curated record. NCBI's taxonomy places the organism in Eukaryota, Metazoa, Chordata, Lepidosauria, Squamata, Gekkonidae. The transcript has 8 exons. Bases 95 to 838 code for a protein of 247 amino acids. Gene Ontology annotation, cellular component: membrane.